ACCAGCCUGUGCACGCCGCCGCAGCCAGGCGAAGUGUCGGGCACGCCUGUCGGCGGCGCGCACGCUGCUACCGGCGCUCUCGGGAGCGCGCAAGUCGCCGCCUGCCUUCCAUUGGUUUGAUGUCGGUGAAAGGAGGGAGCGGUUUAGGGGCUGAGAUAAUAUGAGGGUGAGGUGCUUCUGGAGCUGGGACAGAGGCCUCUGUCUGUCUGCCCUUUCAGUCGGCGGACGGGUGUGGAGCUUGUGAGAGUUAUUUGGCAUGGCAGCAGAGGAAAAAAUCCCAUCAGCUUUGGGCCUUGGGAAUGAACAGUCUCACUCUCCAACAAGCCCAUCUCAUCUCACCCAUUUUAAGCCACUGACUCCGGAUCAAGAUGAACCUCCCUUCAGAUCAGCCUACAGUUCUUUUGUAAGCCUUUUUCGUUUUAACAAAGAUGAUGGAAGACCAAACUCUUCAUAUCGAACAGACCUGACUCAAAGUGAACCACCGGUUAGAGAAGAAAUUUGGACCAGCCACCAAAGUGACGACCAAACAUAUUUAAGAUCAUCAUCACCCUACAAAAAGCAACAUGCAAGGGAAAACCCACGGAGAGCAUCUAGUGCAUCAAUGGUCAAAUCUCAAGGUGCAGGUGGUCCAAGAAAACCAGACGUGUCAAUGGGAAGCCAUGAUCCUCGAACAGCAGUACAACUGAGGAGCCUUACAACAGUUCUGAAGCGCUUGAAAGAAAUAAUGGAGGGAAGAAGCCAGGAUACUGAUCUGAAGCAGUACUGGAUGCCAGAUAGUCAGUGUAAAGAGUGUUAUGAUUGUAAUGAGAAGUUUACCACCUUCAGACGUCGACAUCAUUGCCGUUUGUGUGGACAGAUCUUUUGCAGUCGUUGUUGCAAUCAAGAAAUACCUGGGAAAUUCAUGGGUUAUGCUGGUGAUCUUCGAGCUUGCACUUACUGUCGUAAAAUAGCUUUGAACUAUGCACAUUCCACAGACAGCAGUUCCAUCGGUGAAGAUCUAAAUGUUUUGACUGACUCAAUGUAUUCUGUAUCCAUAUUGGAUCCAGUCGAACCUAGAACUCCUGUAAGUGGAAGAAAAGUCAUCAAAAAUAUAUUUUUGGAAGAAGACCUCGUGUGGCAGAGCUUGGGUCACCAGGAUUCUCAGAGUAAUUUGACAACACGUCUCCCAACUGUGCAGGAGGAUGUAGGAAAGUCACCUGCACGAAAAAGGUCUGUAAGCAUCACCAAUCUUUCUUUGGACCGGUCAGCUUCACCCAUGGUUCCUUCAUAUGACAGCUCGAUCAGCCCUCAAGCUUCUCGGGCAUAUGUUAAAACUGACCCCAAUGAAGAUGAAAGAAAAAUUCUUCUGGACUCUGUGCAACUCAAAGACCUGUGGAAGAAAAUUUGCCAUCACAGCACUGGCAUGGAGUUUCAGGAUCAUCGAUACUGGUUGCGAACUUAUCCUAAUUGCAUUGUAGGAAAGGAACUGGUGAACUGGUUGAUUAGAAAUGGACAUAUUACUACACGAGCUCAGGCAAUUGCCAUUGGUCAGGCAUUAGUGGAUGGACGAUGGUUUGACUGUGUAACUCAUCAUGAUCAGCUCUUCAGGGAUGAAUAUGCCUUGUAUAGGCCUUUGCAAAGUACAGAGUUUUCUGAGACACCGUCUCCAGACAGUGAUUCAAUGAAUUCGGUGGAAGGCAAUUCUGAACCGUCAUGGUUUAAGGACAUCAAGUUUGAUGACAGUGAUACUGAGCAGAUGCAGGAUGAUGGAGAAGAAAUCAUGCAAAGCUUUUCCAGCCCUAGCAAACGUACAUCAGUAAGCAGCUUUCAGUCAGUCGUGGACAGCGACUCUGCAGCUUCUAUCAGCCUAAAUGUGGAACUGGACAAUGUCAACUUUCAUAUCAAGAAACAUUCCAAGUACCCGUAUGUCCCAACACAUCCAGCAGAUCAGAAAGAGUUCUUGGUAUCUGAAGAUGGAGUGCAACAGGUCAUUGGCAUAAGUGAUGCUUUUAUUAAAGAAUCUCUCUUUAAUCGUCGUGUUGAAGAAAAGUCCAAAGAUCUUCUUUUUACACCACUUGGUUGGCAUCACAGUUCCCUGGAACAUCUUAGGGAAGAAAAUGGCGAGAAACAAGCAAUGGAGAGAUUACUUUCAGCUAACCAUAGCCAUAUGAUGGCCUUGUUGCAGCAACUGCUAUAUAGCGAGUCCCUCUCACUAUCCUGGAGAGACAUAAUUGUUCCUGUGGUCCGCCAGGUUGUACAGGCUGUGCGUCCGGAUGUCAAGAACAAUGAUGAUGACAUGGAUAUCCGCCAAUUUGUUCAUAUAAAAAAGAUACCAGGUGGUAAAAAGUUUGAUUCUGCAGUGGUUAAUGGGUUCGUUUGUACCAAGAACAUAGCCCAUAAAAAGAUGAACCCUCACAUAAAAAAUCCAAAGAUUCUGCUGUUGAAAUGCUCUAUUGAAUACCUCUAUCGAGAGGAGACGAAGUUUACAUGCAUAGAUCCCAUUGUCCUACAGGAAAGAGAAUUUCUGAAGAAUUAUGUGCAACGAAUAGUGGAUGUUCGACCAAAUCUGGUUCUUGUGGAAAAGACUGUUUCUCGUAUUGCUCAAGAUAUGCUUCUGGAAAAUGGAAUUACCCUAGUGAUAAACGUAAAACAACAAGUGCUAGAGCGAGUGAGUCGUGUUACCCAGGGUGAUUUGGUCAUGUCAAUGGACCAACUUCUUACAAAGCCUCGUCUUGGAACAUGCCAUAAAUUUUUCCUUCAACCAUUCCAACUACCUAAUGGUCACAUAAAGACACUCAUGUUUUUUGAAGGUUGUCCCCAACAUUUGGGCUGUACUGUGAAGCUGAGGGGUGCUUCAGAAUAUGAGUUAGCAAGAGUGAAAGAAAUUAUUAUAUUCAUGAUCUGUGUAGCUUAUCAUUCUCAACUGGAGCUUUCUUUUCUCAUGGAUGAGUUUGCCAUGCCUCCAAGUUUAUCUAAAAGUGGAUCAAUUCAUUCCAUUAUUGAUGGUGAGACUGCUGAAAAUGAUGGACAGGACUUGUUUACUGAUGAGAACUUUGGCAGUCUUUCCAAAGACUCUGAUGGUCCAAUUGAAGACAUUUCCUUGGGAUCUGAAUUUGCUCCAACUGCCAGUUUUGACUAUCCAAAAGAUAAUACGUUUUGUGAAGAAGAGAAGCCAUUGAGAAGAAGUGUUUCCAGAGACAGUAUUUUUGUAAAACCUGAGGGCUCCACACUUGAUAUGGCCCCUCCAGAUUUUGAGGCACCUUUUCUUGACCCUCCUUUGACAUCAUCUGUCCAUGCCCCUGUAAUAGACUCCAUCUUAUCUGAAAACAAGAAAGACCAAGGGCCUUCAGACACUUACCAUGCAUUCUUACGUGAACAACCCAGUUUGUUAAAUAAUCCUGAACCAUCUGUCGGAAACAGGCCUAAACGUUUCCGUGAUCCCCUUCAGGAUGAUACAGAUCUAUUCAUUACUGAACAUGUUACUUCCUCUGAAGAUAGGUUGAAAUCCUACUCUGUUGCAUUCAAGCAGGAACUUAAAGAUGUCAUUCUUUGCAUAUCUCCUUUUAUUACUUUCAAAGAGCCUUUCCUAUUGACUGAGAAAGGUAUGAAGUGUCCAACAAGAGGUUACUUCCCAGAACAAGUCUAUUGGUCCCCUCUCUUGCACAAAGAUAUAAAGGAAAUAGAAUGCAGGAGGAAGAAACAACUACUAAAGGACUUGACAAACCUUCAGAGUCUGAAUGGUAAUAUGCAGGCAAAAAGCACUCAAAUUCUUCCAUCUCAUGAUCUGCUGAGUACCAGAAUAACUCAUUCCUUAGGAAAUGACCAGAGCUUGUCAAAGCUUUUAGCUGAUUAUCGAGCUAGAGGUGGUAGGAUCAAGAACAAACUGGACGAUCAUUUUUUGCAGAGCAAAGAGGAUAACAGUAAAUCAGCCAUGAAAAAUGGGGAAGAGGAAAUCCCACGAGGGCAAACCCAAAAUGAGUUUGUGUGGGCGUCAAAGUUUGGAGAUUUUAUUUUCGCCCUAAAUCCAAGCUACAGUGAGCUAAAUGCUAAAAAGAGUUUAAAAUCCAUCAGCUCGUAUUUCCUAAAUGGUUCAAUGUUGUUUAUUUUAGAUGACGGUGAUGGAGACAAACAAAAGAAGCAACUUGGAAACCCACACGUGGAACUUCAAUUUUCCGAUGCCAAUGCCAAGUUUUACUGUAGAAUUUAUUAUGCUGAAGAAUUCCACAAAAUGCGAGAAGUGAUUUUGGCUAGUAAUGAGGAUGACUUCAUCCGAUCUCUGUCUCACUGUGCGCCAUGGCAAGCCCGAGGAGGCAAAUCGGGAGCAGCCUUUUAUGCUACAGAAGAUGACCGCUUUAUUCUGAAGCAGAUGCCUCGACUGGAAGUCCAGUCUUUCUUGGAUUUUGCUCCUCAUUAUUUUACUUACAUUACAACUGCUGUUCAGCAAAAGAGACCGACAGCAUUGGCCAAAAUUCUGGGGGUAUAUCGCAUAGGCUACAAAAACUCUCAGAAUAAUACAGAAAAGAAACUUGAUCUUUUGGUUAUGGAGAACCUCUUCUAUGGAAGAAAGAUGGCUCAGGUUUUUGACUUAAAAGGUUCUUUAAGGAAUCGAAACGUUAAAACUGAAACUGGAAAAGAGACAUGUGAUGUUGUAUUACUGGAUGAAAACCUAUUAAAAAUGAUUCGUGAUAACCCUCUUUACAUUCGAUCACAUUGUAAAGCUGUGCUACGGGCAUCCAUUCACAGUGAUGCAUAUUUCCUGUCCAGUCAUCUCAUAAUUGACUAUUCCUUGCUUGUGGGCCGAGAUGAUUUUACAAAUGAGUUGGUUGUUGGAAUUAUCGAUUAUAUCAGGACGUUUACUUGGGAUAAGAAACUUGAAAUGGUGGUAAAGUCUACAGGAAUCUUAGGUGGACAAGGAAAAAUGCCAACUGUAGUUUCCCCAGAGCUUUAUAGAACAAGAUUCUGUGAAGCAAUGGACAAGUAUUUCUUGAAGGUCCCAGAACAUUGGACAGGCCUCGGUGUGAGCUGCUGAAAAGACAGGCAGUAUUCAGGACAAUGUUGGAAUAAACUGCUCAAUGGCAUCACUGGAUGAAUGCUAUGGAAGGAGUGAACAUGUGGAUUUUUCAUUUCAACAUAGACAGCACUGAGGCAGAAAACACUCUACAUAUAGGUUUUAUUACAAUAUUGCAUCAGAACAGAAAAUAAUUCUGUUUCAGUGGGGAAAAAAAUCUUAAUUUUUACAUUAAUUUUGAGUAGAUGAAAGCCACUGUUUCACAAAACAACAGUGUACUUAGCAUUUGAAAUGGUCCUACUUGAGGGACAUGAAUGAGACCUGCAAAACUUGAACUGUAUUUCCAUUAUAACAUGCUUAAAAUAAAGCAUUAUUUAAUAGUGCAACUAAUUGCAGGGUUUACCUUACAAAAAAAGCACAAAGUGCUGCUCUCAAAUAUUUAGUUCAGUACUCAUACACUGCACACAUACACUGUAGAUGCUAUUUAUAUUACCUUUGUUAGCUAUAGAAAAAAGGCAUGUGUUAAAUGGGGCAUUUUAUAUACAGAUUGUCUGCCUGACUCUUUGAGAGCUAUAAAAUACUUAUCGUUUCAUUGUUCAUAUUAAGAAUAUAUACCUGUAAGUAAAAGAUUGGAAAAGUUUGUGUUUAUGUGACACUCCCAUUGCAAUAUGUUGCUGCAGGGCCAUCAAAAUUCAAUCAAGUUUUGAAAUUUCAUAAUUGUUGCCAUGAAUUUUAAAGAAUAUUCCAACUGCAGUAUUUGCCCACAUGGUGCACUUUGUAGAUUUUUUUUUUCCUAACACGGGUACAGAGAUUUGUAAAUAGAAAUAGUUACAAGUGACAAAUUGUGUUUUCAGUUUUUUGCCUUCCAAAUUCAUGCAAGUGACUUUAUAUAAUAAAUAACUUGAAUUAAUUAUAAUUCAGGCGAAUUUGACAACUGCUAGUGAUGCACUUUGAAAAGCUGUUUUUGAUCAUGCUUCAAAAUAGAUGGUGUCCAACACAUCUUUGAACUGAAUUUACUAGGUUGUUUUUAGAGGAUUGUCUAAGAGAAACUAACUACCACCAAAACUAUCUCUAGAAAUCUGGAGCACUAAUGUACAAUAAAUCUUCAAAUUCAAUAAGGUGUUUUAUAAUGUUCAAAAUGCAUUUGUUACUUGAGAUUAUAUUGGUACUUUUGACAAUAACUGUGUGCUACUGAAUAAAACAAUAAAAUAUGACAAACAGUG
This is a messenger RNA of Rhincodon typus (whale shark), 6210 nucleotides long. RefSeq names its product phosphoinositide kinase, FYVE finger containing (gene pikfyve). NCBI's taxonomy places the organism in Eukaryota, Metazoa, Chordata, Chondrichthyes, Orectolobiformes, Rhincodontidae. The record is from RefSeq and is a predicted model, not a curated record. Gene Ontology annotation, biological process: phosphatidylinositol metabolic process; intracellular signal transduction. Gene Ontology annotation, molecular function: metal ion binding; 1-phosphatidylinositol-3-phosphate 5-kinase activity; ATP binding. The transcript has 28 exons. The coding region runs from base 257 to 5008 and encodes 1583 amino acids.